UGAUUAUCACCAAAUUAGGAAACAAUGAAUGAACUUUUAUCAAUGUAUGUCACUCACUUUAGUUCCCCAUACAUAUAUACAAACAUGAAGGAAGGAUUGGGGGCAUUGUCUAUAUUUCUGCUAUUGCUGGUUGUGACUGUGGCUGGACAAGAAUGUCAAUGUCCCGCGUCACAGUGCCCGGAUGGCUGGGUUACAUUCCGAGGCUCCUGCUAUUAUAUCAGCGACAACAUUAGUGUAGACUGGACUGAAGCCAUUCAUCACUGCCAACAACACGGAGCAGAAUUGCUGAUCAUUGAAAGCAAAGACGAAGAUCUUUUCGUUAGAAGUUUACUCGAAAGGAUGUACAGGACUCCUUCCCAACAUCCCGGUCAGGAGUUUUGGAUCGGUGCCAAUGAUGAGAUGAUUGAAGGCAUAUGGGUGUGGUACAAAGAUGACAAACCUCUUCACUUUACUGGAUGGUACCCAGGACAGCCGGGAAGUGAGGGCGACGAGGACUGUGCAGUUAUUGCAAGCAGGAGUGAUAUAUUUAACGGAUGGCAUGAUGCCCCGUGUUCUGCCUUUCAUCAUCCUAUAUGUGAGAUCAGUGAAUCGCAGAGAGAGGUGGACAUAAUUGGACGAAGAAAAUGAACUCGUCAAACUCUUCCAUAUUGCAUAUCUCUUGUAUGAAAAAUAAUUUCUUAAAAGCUUAUACAUAGUUUUCCUUUUU
Messenger RNA from Mercenaria mercenaria, 706 nucleotides. Its product is annotated as perlucin-like protein. Lineage: Eukaryota; Metazoa; Mollusca; Bivalvia; Venerida; Veneridae. Bases 25 to 627 code for a protein of 200 amino acids. The transcript is spliced from 6 exons. The record is from RefSeq and is a predicted model, not a curated record.